This is a messenger RNA of Oncorhynchus kisutch (coho salmon), 913 nucleotides long. RefSeq names its product ladderlectin-like. The transcript is spliced from 7 exons. Lineage: Eukaryota; Metazoa; Chordata; Actinopteri; Salmoniformes; Salmonidae. The record is from RefSeq and is a predicted model, not a curated record. Bases 188 to 784 code for a protein of 198 amino acids.
GAACACGCCUCAAAUCAGUUCUAUGGAACACCAUUACCAGCUAACAGUUGUUUGAAAUUACUAUUUAUUUGUGGCUGACAGUGUAAAAGUGCUUCUCUUUCUCCGGAUGAACAGAACCUGCAGAACUUACCAGUGAUUCACAUUAACAGUACCUUGUUUAUAGGAGACCAUCAUCACCACCAUAGCAAUGUUGACCAUAUCUCUGCUGCUCUGUGCUGCCGUUGCUAUGAAUGGAGCAACAGGUGCUGAGGCCCUACCUUCACAAUUUUUUGGGGUACCAGUUCUUGUUUCAGAACCUUUGCUGGAGAAAAACACUGAGAAAGGAGCUAAGGGGGAAGAGGAGGGAGUAGUGGCAGCAGAGAACAGGAACCAGUGCCCCACAGGCUGGUUCCAAUUUGGAUCGCGCUGCUUCAUGUUCGUCGAGACUGCAAGGUCAUGGCCCCUAGCAGAGCGCCACUGUGUGUCCCUUGGAGCAAACCUGGCGUCUGUGCACAGCUCUGCGGAGUAUCAAUUUCUACAGGCAAUUGCGGGGUGCAAGACUGGCGGUUUCCCAACUACCUGGAUCGGAGGAUUUGAUGCUGUUCAGGACAGACUAUGGUUUUGGAGUGACGGCUCUGAAUUUGAUUACCAGAACUGGAAGAAAGGAGAGCCCAAUAAUAGCGGUGGCAGAGAGCCAUGUAUAGUGAUCAACUGGGGAGAUAAAUAUGGCUGGAACGAUAUAAACUGUGGAAGCAGCUUUCCCUCGGUGUGCUCCAAAAGAAUGUGUGAAAUCCAGAAGAACUGAAACCAACAAUGAUACUCCAUAGUGCCAAUAUCCAACUGAACAGUCUUUAUGGUAAAGUCAAAUAUUCAGUAAAGAUUAUUUGUACUUGUUUUGUUGUUUAUUGUCAAUAAAACGGGAGUAGACAUUGUG